Messenger RNA from Trichogramma pretiosum, 2600 nucleotides. Its product is annotated as protein SERAC1. The record is from RefSeq and is a predicted model, not a curated record. The transcript is spliced from 15 exons. NCBI's taxonomy places the organism in Eukaryota, Metazoa, Arthropoda, Insecta, Hymenoptera, Trichogrammatidae. The coding region runs from base 296 to 2425 and encodes 709 amino acids.
UAGAAUUGCAAAAAUCGUCCGAUACGGAUUUAGCAAUCGUCAUUAAGUUGGCCUUCGAGCGGCUAUUAUAAUAACAUGUGCGGACGCGCUGCACACAUGUGCUCGGGGGGCAUAUAAAUCGAGAAUCGAUCGCGCGAUAUGCCACAAGUGUAAUGUAACAAACACACAACAGGCCACGCACGACACAUAACACAAAUAAAAUUCGCAGUGCUGAGAUGGACGAGUCAGAGAGUAAACGUCAGCUCGCCGUUAUUGCGUCAGUUUCGAGACGAAUUUUACGACGAAAGCCAGAAAAAUGUUGCUGAGCAAUUACAAGAGGACCGUGUACUAUCUGAAAUCGUCGGGUGCCUGUGUCAUAGUGCUGAGUGGAUGCUGGCUGCUGUACCAGAUCAAAAAGUCCACCUCGCUCUUUCGAUCGAUUUUGCCCACGAAAAUUUUAAAUUUGGAGAAUACCCAGGCCCACUACAUCUACAUCGAUGAUCCGCGAUUUCAAGAUAUCUCCAUGUUCAAUCAUUUCGAUGAUUUGCAAAAAUACGUUCAAGAAAAGCCAAAAAACAUAUCCUACAUAGUGACCAAAUGGUGGAAGUACUUGAACAGACAAUUCGCUCAUCGAUUGUUUCAUUUGGCCAAGACUGGCGAUAAGUUUGAAAAAUUAAAAGCCUUGAAUUCUCUUGUUUCUAUGAAGCAUUUGAAAGAUUGGCAUUAUAAUACUUUUGCUCAACAGCUGGACGCUCAAACUGCAGUUGCAUUGGCAAGAACUCCUCAAGCAGAUUUAAGGUUUUUUCUGAGGCCUCCAUAUUCUUUUGAAAAAAACAGCGUAUAUGACAUUGUUGAGAGUUUACAUGAUCUUCUAAAAAAAUUGAAUGCGCUGUGUGCUGGUUGUCACCCAUGUCUUUUACAAUUUCUUCACAAAAAGUUUCAAAAUUUAAACAGAGAUUCCAGUUUUGAAUUUGACUUAUCCAGUUCAGAUACUCCAAUUGUUUGGGACAAAAAUUUUAUUUUUAACUGCAUACAGGCCUUGCACCAUCAUUCGUCUUUAGAAGAUCACAGUAAAGAUGUUGCGGACGCUGGAGGAUUAAAAAUAUUGAUGAAUAUAUAUAAAUUAGUUGGAAAUGAUAUUGAGAUAUGUGCAUUCAUAGCUAAAAUACUUUCAAAUUUAUCUUUAUUCCCAGAAUAUUUAGAAGAUAUUUUUAAAUCAGGUUGGAUUGGAGUAUUAGCAGCUUGGUCCAGAAAUGAAGACAUAAGACUUGCAUCACCAGCUAGUCGAGCAUUAAUAAAUUUAGAUUUCAAUGAUAUCGAAGAUGUGAGAUUUCCUCAAAGAAUUUAUCCUCUAUACCCACUGCACAGAACACCAUAUAAAAAGAAUUUAGAUGUUAUAUUUAUACAUGGUUUGCUGGGGGGUGUAUUUGUUACAUGGCGGCAACGCGAUUUGAGUGCCUUAGUUCCAGUACCAAAAUCGAAAAUUAAGACAGAUGUUUUGAGCGUUCGAAAUAUCGUUCAAGAUUAUCCUUCAGAAUUCCUUAAAGAUUUAGCUCGAGAUAUGGAAAAACGUGAUUGGCAGCGUGUUGGUCAUGAUUUUGAAGUAAUUCUUUCCGAUUGUCCUGUCAACGUAAGGAACGCAGCAUCUGGACCCUUCUUUUGUAAAGGAGAUGAUCGCUGCAUGCAACAGAGCGAAAAAGAUGCUUCCCGGCACACGCCGUGUUGGCCAAAAGAUUGGAUACCCGAUGACGUUCCAAAUGUGCGAGUACUUGGUUUGAACUAUACCUCUAAUUUGUCGAUGUGGACUCCGUUGUGUCCUAUCGAAGGCGUCAGGAGUACGAUUAAAGAUCGUAGCAGUGAAUUCACGCGAAAACUAUUGGUGGCUGGUGUUGGCCAACGUUCCAUCAUUUGGGCCUGCCAUUCAAUGGGUGGACUUUUAGUAAAAAAAAUGCUCGUAGAAGAAUGGAAAAAUGGUGAUAAAAGUAAUUUAGUCCGAAAUACCAAAGGAAUUGUAUUUUAUAGUACUCCUCAUCAAGGAUCUCACGUAGCAUCUCUUAAUCAAACAACGCAAAUGUUGGUUUGGCCGUCAGUUGAAGUUCAAGAGCUGCGUGAACAAUCUCCGCAAUUAUUGGAACUGCAAAAAGACUUUUUAAAUAUGCUGAAGGAGCAUGAAAUAGAAAUCAUUAGUUUCGGAGAAACAAAACCAACAAGGGUGACGGCUUUAAAAGUUCCUUUUAUAUUUGUUAAUCCUGCUUCAGCUGAUCCUGGAGUUGGCGAGUUCUUUGAAAUACCGCAAGAUCAUCUGUCUAUCUGCAAACCAGCAAAUAGGCAAUCAUUUCUGUACCAAAAGGUUCUGUCGAUGAUCAAGCGUCACGUGACGCAGGAUACGAAUCAGAAGGAUCAAUGCUGGAAAAAUUUAUUCUCUUUCGCCGGACGUGUUCUGUAAAUAUAAGCCCAAGAAAUGUGAUCGACUUUCUCUCAACUGUCUGUAAAUAUCCUCUAUCUUUAUUUUCUUCGUUUGUUAUCUAAUAUAAGUUUGGGUUGACGCUUCGAUUGUGCCAAAAACAAAAAAAAAAAAGAAGUAGAAGAACUGACGAGACUGUUAUUUUUUUAAUAAAAUA